GGCGGGCGAAGGCGCCGCCGGCGGCGGCGGCGGGAGGAGCGGGGGCGCCCCAUGGGGAACACGCUGACCUGUUGCGUGUCCCCCAAUGCCAGCCCCAAGCUGGGCCGGCGCGCGGGGCCGGCGGACGCGGACUAUGAGUCUGAGCUCUGCGAGGCGGCGGCGGGGGACGCGGUGGCGGUAGCACCGGCGCCCGCGGCUGCGGAGCCCGCCGACUUGGAUUUUGGAGCCGGCGAGGGCCACCACCUGCAGCACAUCAGCGACCGGGAGAUGCCCGAAGACUUAGCUUUGGAAUCAAACCCUUCUGACCACCCAAGGGCAAGCACAAUUUUCCUCAGCAAAUCUCAAACGGAUGUGCGUGAAAAGAGGAAGAGCAACCAUUUAAACCAUGUUUCUCCAGGGCAGCUCACUAAAAAGUAUAGCUCAUGCUCAACAAUAUUUCUAGAUGACAGCACAGUCAGCCAGCCUAAUCUUAGAACCACAAUAAAAUGUGUGACCUUAGCAAUAUAUUACCACAUAAAGAACAGAGAUGCAAAUAGAUCCCUGGAUAUUUUUGACGAGAGAUCACAUCCACUCACAAGAGAGAAGGUUCCAGAGGAAUACUUUAAACAUGACCCUGAACACAAAUUUAUUUACAGAUUUGUUCGUACUCUUUUUAGUGCUGCACAGCUAACAGCUGAAUGUGCAAUAGUAACUUUGGUUUACUUAGAAAGGCUUUUAACUUAUGCUGAGAUCGACAUUUGUCCCACUAACUGGAAAAGAAUUGUCUUGGGAGCCAUUCUUCUUGCCUCCAAGGUUUGGGACGAUCAGGCUGUGUGGAAUGUGGACUACUGCCAGAUCCUCAAGGACAUUACAGUUGAGGACAUGAAUGAGAUGGAAAGGCAUUUCUUGGAGUUACUCCAGUUCAAUAUUAAUGUUCCUGCCAGUGUUUAUGCCAAAUACUACUUUGACCUUCGCUCCUUAGCAGAUGACAACAACCUGAACUUUCUCUUUUCUCCUCUCAGCAAAGAAAGAGCACAGAACUUGGAGGCCAUUUCAAGAUUGUGUGAAGACAAAUACAAAGACUUAUGUAAAGCUGCUAUGAGGAGGUCUUUCAGCGCUGAUAAUUUUAUUGGUAUUCAGCGCUCUAACGCCAUACUCUCCUAAGAUGGAGAAAUGAUGAGUGGUAACAUCAUGAACUCAUCUACAAAGACUGGAGAAAUAUCACCUCUCCUGCUCGAAACCAGCAAAUAGUAUUCUCACCGAAAGGAGAGAGCUCGAAUCCAAGACAUGGACUGUAUACACUUGCACUUGCUAGGGAAGAAUGGGACCUUGUCAAAGCAACAACACACUUAUUGUCCUCUUUAAUGUAAACAGAGCUACAAAAAACACUCCAAAGCAAAAGCUCCAAACCCACACACAGUUAUUUGCUUACUGUGUAGGCCAGUAGCUGUAAACUCUGUGAGGUUUUUUUCUAGUUAGUAGUUUAAAUUUUUAGACUCUAAAAACACUAACCACAUAACAUUCAUUUUUUAAGUUGUUUCUGCUCCCCUCCCCCAUAUUGCUGCAAAUGCCUUCAGAAUUGAUGCAGUAUUAGCAUUUCAACAUAGGACACACACAUACCUGCCAGUAUCCAUGUAGGCUGCGAAUCACACAUGGGUCUAGCACAUGCUCAACAAAUUCUCAACCACUGAGCUGGCCCCAGCCCAAAACAUAGGACUCUUAACACUGAUGAAACCACUUAGGAGAAGACUAAUGUUGUUUGGUAUUGAAGAUUGUUCCUACUGUACCACUGAAGCUGCUAGUCAUUAUUGGCAAUCAGUUUAAACCAAAAAGCUGCUGGAUAACACUUGCCAUUCAUAUUCUUUGCGAGCACUACUUACUACCAUUUUGGCAUGAUUGGAGUCAUAAAAAAAAUCAGUAAUUGGACACUUCUGUUGGGUGUACACUGCAUUUCUUGUGAAUUAUUAAUGGUGCUUCUUAUUUUCUGAUAAUUUUCCUCUGGUUUGUUAAGUGUACUAAAAGAUAUUUUCAUAAUGCCAACCAACCCCAGCAGUUAGUGACAACGGUUAGCUGUGCCGAAAGGUGCGGUGCGGUCUGAAGCUCUGUGACCCUGUGCAGGUUCUGCAAUGGGAGCAAAACAUCAUUUCAGCGUUUCGAUCUUGCAACUUUGGAAUAUUGAGCUUUGAAUUUUAACACCUUGCUCUAGACCCACAUGAAGAUGGCAAACAUUUGUCUGAAAUAAAUGAAAAUCAAAGCCUAAUAUUGCACAUUUGCAAAAUCAAAAGACAGGUGAUUUAACUUCCAAAUUAUGUUUUCUAAGCGUUUAGCACUUAAACUUUUAACAGCUAUCCAAGCUCAGAAUUGCAUCCAGGUUCUUGGGCUCCCUUGUGCUUGUAGAAGUACCCUCUUGUUUUUAGAACUGGAUUCCAUCUGCUUUGGUCACCUAAACUUCUUUCCUCUAGAAUUGGUAAAGGAUGAUUAUGAAGAGCUGUGUUAAUUCACAUGUAGUAAAUGAAAAGAAGUUGGGCCCCAGGAGCAGCAAGUGAAAUGGAUGUGUUUUUUUUAAAUCUGUGUUCACCUGACUAUAGUGUCCCAUUCAAGUCCUUUGUGAGAGGGAACUUAAAAGGUACCUUAGGUACCCCUUACUUUAAAGGGCAAAGGGUAAUUUUAGAUUGAAAAAAAAUUGGAAAUAGGAAAAACAGUUUUCUCAACUAUGUGAAAUCUGUCUUCUCAAAUGUAAUCUUAGGAAUCUUGCAUGUAAACCAAGCCUUGCAGGCCAAGAAUACUUUUCUCUCAGUACAGCAGUGCUUCAACAGGGUAUUGGAGGCUUCAGGUUCCAUCACUUGAAAGGACAGAGGCACAAAUGAUAACCAAUGAUGUGUGAAAUACUACAAUCUACCACCUC
Messenger RNA from Perognathus longimembris pacificus (Pacific pocket mouse), 2884 nucleotides. RefSeq names its product cyclin Y like 1 (gene Ccnyl1). Gene Ontology annotation, biological process: regulation of cyclin-dependent protein serine/threonine kinase activity; regulation of canonical Wnt signaling pathway. Bases 52 to 1143 code for a protein of 363 amino acids. The transcript is spliced from 10 exons. The record is from RefSeq and is a predicted model, not a curated record. Lineage: Eukaryota; Metazoa; Chordata; Mammalia; Rodentia; Heteromyidae. Gene Ontology annotation, molecular function: cyclin-dependent protein serine/threonine kinase activator activity; protein kinase binding. Gene Ontology annotation, cellular component: plasma membrane.